AUGGUUUACAACUACACUAGACCUCGUGGUCCGAUCGCCGCAAUGUAUAGCAGCCCAGGACCAUGUUAUGCGCUUCCUAGUUUGGUUGGCUUUCCAAAUCACGACCCUCGUUCAAAUCAUCUCCGUGGAGCACAGUGGUCUUUCGGAAUUCGACACGAAAAGUUCAACAGUGAAUGUAGCCCAGGACCGUGUUAUUAUCCUGACUCGAAAAUACUACGUGAUGGCAAAGAUGGGACACCACACUACUCACUAUAUAGCCGUCAGAAGGAAGCAAUGAUAUUUUCAAAUCCUGGUCCAGGAGCCUACACUCCUGAAAACAGUGAUCACUUCGUUUUUAGUAAAGCCCCGGCGUACUCAUUAAGCUCUAGAAACAAGGAGUUCAAGGUGGACGAUGUUCCAGGUCCGAAUAGAUACAAUAUAGAUCCUAUGCUCGGAAAGACAGUUAGAAGUCAAAAGCAAUCAGCCCCAGCAUACUCGCUGUCCAGCAGAACAAAGCUUUUUGGUGCUGCUGAGACACCUGGAGCUGGAGCAUAUAAUAUCACUGAUCUUAACUUGUACCGAGAAGCUGCCCCUAAAUAUUCUGUAACAGGAAGAAAUCAGCUGCCAACCGACACUACGAGGAAGCCAGGUCCAGGCGCUUACUAUCCCGAAAGAGUUCACAUGAAUUCACAAUCUGCUCCACAGUAUUCAUUUGGAAUUCGCCAUUCUCAGUAUAAGGGCGAAUUCAUAACAGACGCUGAUCUGGAUCAAUAA
Messenger RNA from Schistosoma guineensis, 753 nucleotides. The record is from the annotation of a GenBank genome assembly. NCBI's taxonomy places the organism in Eukaryota, Metazoa, Platyhelminthes, Trematoda, Strigeidida, Schistosomatidae.